AUAUAGUUCGCCUUCACUGUCUCCAUUAAAUUGUUGUCUGUCUUUCUCUGCCUUUUCGUUCUCUCUUAAAUGGUUUUGAUCUUCCAACCACAUCUUCCACAAACCCCUUUUCUCUGGGUUCUUCGCAAGAAAAUUUAAUCAAAAAAGGUCUCUCCUUUUCGUGUCCUUGUCUUCUUCGCCAUGCAUUUUCCCUGGAAGAAAUCCAAAUCCAAAUCGGGUCGGAUCUCCAGAUUCAUGUCGGACCUCCAACAGUCUCCCAAACGCGGCGGAUCUCUCGUCGUCGAGACUGGCUUCCCUACUUCUCUCAUCGAUCUCUUCGUUAAGAAUCGCGAUCGUCUCAAACCGCGACACAAACCGCUCCGCUCCGACACGACCGUUCCGACACAAAUCGCUCCCACACGACCGCGUGUUUUGUCUCCGCCUCUUCCUCAGAAGCUUGAUCCAGAGGAUCUCGCGACGAGUGCGAUGGAUGAAAGUUUGGUCGAUGGCAGUGGCUUAGCAACAACGGAGAAAAGGCACGGCGGUGAUAACAGCAACGAAGACGGCGGAAACGGCGGUGAUCGCGGCGGAGGAUGUUGCGUUUUGGCGGUGUGUGUGGUUAAGGUCUUCGCGGUGGCUGUGCUCGCCUUGAGCACGAGAAAGCUAGCCGGUUGGAUCACUAUCUCCGCGUUCGCCCUCCUCUUCCUCGAGCUCGCGGUGGCGCGUGUAUUCACGCAGCUCAUAGGGAAAAAGAAGAAGCGUGAAGAGAAGGUAGAAGAAUCAUCGAUGCAAGAGAGAAAGAACAACAAUGUCUCUUUUGAAAUCAUCGAAAGCUUUCAAGACUCGGUAGAUUGCAUUCAGGAAGUUCAACUUCCUCCGGAGGAAAGAGAAGUGGUGUUGAUAAAGGAGAAGAUUAGAAGCGGCAAGCUUAAGUCCAAGAUUGUGAAUAAGUUGAGGAGUUAUAAGAAGAAGAAGAAGAAGAAAGUAAAACAAGAAGCGGAAGGAGUGGAGGUAGUUGAAGAAGCUGAAGUGUCAAGUUUGUAUUCUGAGGAUACAAUCGGAAGCCAAGUAUCUGAGAGAGAUGAGACUGGUUUGAAUCCACCAUUGCUGGAGAGCUGUGAAGAGGUUAGAGAAGAAGGUGAAGAAUAUGGAUCGAAAGGGGAUGCAACAAAAAUGAUUUUUCUGAUCUCAAACCAGUCUCUGAACACACACAAACAAACAAAAGCACAUUUGUUGUGUGGUUUCGUGGCAGUGGUGGGACCUGCGGUUCGCCGUGUUGACGGUGUUGACGAUAGUGUGGUUGUUGGGUGGUUGGCAGUUCGAAGCUAUACAAUUGUUUGCUUAAGAAACUGUGUAGUUUUGUAACAUAGAAUAUUGUUGUUGUUAUUAAUAUGGUGGUCAAAGAGUCAAAAUUGUUGUUUACUGGGAAAAAGGAGUAUCAUAAAAGAUUGGUAGCUUGUUAAUAAUGAAAUGCAGAGCAUUAAGGUUUGUAUCGACCAAAAAAAAAACAAAACACACUACCUGUGAAAGAGUUUUGUCAGUUUA
This is a messenger RNA of Raphanus sativus (radish), 1524 nucleotides long. RefSeq lists its product as uncharacterized. The record is from RefSeq and is a predicted model, not a curated record. NCBI's taxonomy places the organism in Eukaryota, Viridiplantae, Streptophyta, Magnoliopsida, Brassicales, Brassicaceae. Bases 181 to 1344 code for a protein of 387 amino acids. The transcript has 2 exons.